Messenger RNA from Colletotrichum scovillei, 3769 nucleotides. RefSeq lists its product as uncharacterized. NCBI's taxonomy places the organism in Eukaryota, Fungi, Ascomycota, Sordariomycetes, Glomerellales, Glomerellaceae. Bases 11 to 526 code for a protein of 171 amino acids. The transcript has a single exon. The record is from RefSeq and is a predicted model, not a curated record.
CGACUCGGUAAUGACGGUGUCAACCUUCAAAGUACCUCACCUACCUUAUGGAUACAUGGUCCCAAAGUCAAACAAGUCUACCGACACUUGCUACGCUACGCUACGUUAUAUGCCCGAGUGCGCUGCCGUCGUCGACUUGUCAUCUAUCGCCUCAAAACUUAGGUUUCCAGUCCAAACAACGCCCCCCGUCAACUGGGUAUCUGAUCCAAUCUUGACUAACGGCAAACGCAAGCCCCAUACUUUGCAACGAACCUUGCGCAAUCAACAACUCUUCGCCUGCAGCCAGCACGCCCGUCUGGGCAAUCAGCUAUCCUCGGGGGCUGCUCGUCCCUGCUUCGCCUUGCCUCGCCUCAAGCUCGUCUCAUUGCUCAGGCUGCUCACCUUCUUGCCUGGCGCCACCUGCCGUCGCUCUUGGUGCCAGCCAACCGGAUCGACAGACGGCAGAUCCGCGCUGGCACUGUCUCGAGACUCGACUGUCCGGGUUCGAGACUUUGUCCACUUCCACUUUGUGUUUCUUCAAUGGUAGCGCUGACCGUGGCUCUCGUCGUUGUCUCCUUGCCUGGCGGACGGGAUGAGAUAAGACAUGCGUCCAAACGCCGCGCGACCAACCAGGACACACCCAUCACCCACAACAGGUCGUAUUGUCAUUAUUGUCGGGCUCUCGGGAAUCGUUGGAACUGGAGACGCAACUGCCUUACUCGAUAUGCAUGGCUCAAACAACGCGAGAACCAACAGGAACCUCUCUAGCAUAGCUGCAUCGCUACCUUGCAGGAAAGUACCGUACUGCUUCGGUGACCACCACGACGCACAAGUGCCCCAGGCCGAUACUUCUCCGACGAUUUCAUCCAUGGCCUGACUUACUCUCGUGUCACCCUCUCAUCCCAAUCGAGACGUCUUUGCCAUGUGUGCACGUCUCAGGCAACCACUCGUCCAAACGAAGUUUCUCCUCACUUUCUCCUGCUAUGCAUGCGCCUGUCCAACGGCACGAACCAUUGAUCAAGAGAAUCGACUUUUCUGCCUAGACUUUACAUGUGGUUCUGUUGAUGCCCCAGGCUUCCACAAGCAACUUGGAACCCCUGUCUGGUGACAAUGAAACCUUUUGACAUCACCAAUUCUGGUCUCGAAUCGCACACAUCCCCACAAGAAAUCUCUCUGAAGCAGAGCGGCCAAGAGGUGAAGCUCAAGAGACCGAGGCAGAGAGCCGUUCGCUGUGCCUGCCCGGCUGGCAGCAACCAUUGACGGCGCAACCCUCUCCGCUAACUAGCUAACACCUCCGAGACACAUGUCUCGCUGGCCAGCCCCCCAUGCAAGUGUCAUUCGCCGUCCCAAAGGGGCAAUCCGAAUUGGGUGCCGCGCCCUCGGAGCCGUCAUCCAUUCUCGACGAUCUUUGUCCGCUCAGAAUAUACCUUCUGUGGCGUACAAAAAGCCACACUAUCUUCUAUAGCUACGAAGAAGAAGGGUGCGAAACGUUCGGCUUCAUCACAUCAACUUUUCGACCAUAACUAUGGAGCAGUUGUUCCGGGUGGUCUUUAUCAGACAGCUCUUGGUUCCCCGGCCGAUCUUCAACGCUGUAGUCCAUCCCUCCCGAGUACCACACGGGGACCCAUCCCCGCGUGCUCCAACUUCAAGCUCCUCCGCCUGCCGCCCACCCCCUUGGCGGGUGGAUGCCCGCAUCACCCGAGGUCCUAGCGCCAAAAUGACAGCCUCGCCGGCAGCGAUCGACAAUCCUUUUAUCGUCGUCAGGCCAAUCACCAAGAUCAAUGAGUGGCCACAGCGAAGCUCAAACUGAACGGAGGAAAGAUGGAGUGGCACAGGCGAUCAUGGUGCGGCUCCAAAGUCGACGCAGAAGUCUGGGGAAGUACGACUUCUGCCCCUACGGAAAGAUGACGGUCGAGAAUUACCCCUUCAACUCGUCUUACAGUGUGGUCAAGUUGGGGGUGUUUAGACCAGGCUGUUUGACGCGCAAUGCGGAGCGCCAAUCGAGGCCGGCAUCAUGUUUCCUUCUCUCGAACGACUCGAUGCUUCCCCGAAGUUACUGGCCGCGCUCAUUGCCGUGUCGGCGAAUCCUCAUGCCCUGUUCGGGUUUUUGCAGCACCUCUGAUACGUCACGAUUGACGUCUCCGCAUAGGAGGCUUGAAAACUACCUCCAUGUUCUUCUGGCUCCCGCCAGGGUACUGCCAGGGUUUCUGCCUAGCCAUCUGUGUCACUAGAAGUACGGAUACCAUGCCUUGUUGCAGGCUUCGACUCACGAAAUCAAGAGCACCCCUGGAAUGGGCAUGCCUAGAUCAGUGGCUCUGCCCUGUAGCAACACUUCCCAUUUUUUCAGUUCUGUCCGCAAGAAGACAGGCUUCCUUCGUUGUAUCGUAACCUAGGUCUCACAGGCAGCACUGAUCACUGUUCCACGAGAAACGGGAGGAUCCGUCGAUUGCGUCUCAAAGACACCCUGACUCCCUGGUGUUGAAACCCCUUCCACCUUGCUUACACAUGACGUCUACGUCGCUCAGAGAAAUGGAGUUGCAGCUCAAAGUACGCAGCACACCUGAAUCUUGUGCUCAACGCUGGCCCCGACACUUACAAGAGUUACGGUCCACCGCAGCGUCGAUCGGCUCACACAGCCGUUUCUCUCUGGCGCAACUGACAAGCUUCAACCUGCCGGGUCGCCUUGGUAGAUGAUCCUUCUUGCAGCCGGGAAGGCUCACUAGAACUUGACGUCUGCCUCGAACAGCGUUGAAUAUGUACUCAAGUCAAUGGCCACACAAGCUCGAGGACGUUUCUGCGUUUUCUGCAGCAAAAUCUGGGAGAUGCGACACCCUCUUUGGAUUGGCGUGCUCUAAACACUGAGAUAUAUCGCUGCGGGCAGAUCGACCUGGCCUGCUGCGGUCUUCCACUCCCCACGAGAUGGCGGUCUUUCCGGUCGAGACCUGUUUGAGCUUAUGCCUUGGCUCGUCCGCCAACACUUCUACUCAGAGCUUAGACUUGUUGUUGACAGCGACUCAUACCGAGUUCUUACCAUCACCGCCAUCUUUCCAAGGACGGCGCGGGAUCGUGGGUCAGCAAACAGCAGGCCGAAAACUCAUCGCCGUCGGGGAGAGCACCAUUUCCUCUGAUCUGUUUCCGCAGACGCAGAUCCCGGCACGCAGUGGUUCUCGAUGAAGAGGAUAUGAUGCACUCCAUCGUCUAGGAACGAUUCAUGCAGAUGAAGUUUCUACGAAAUUCAAAGAUCAACAACAACUCACUCCGUCGAGGUAGGAUUUGAUGGACAACAAUAAGCUCAUUGCUCCACCGUAUGUAUAUUGAGGGAUGGUACAUUUGGCCUCACCUGUAUCCGAACCCCUGAACUAGUCUGCUUACCCGCUUACCGGCAGUCCACCUUCCCCCUCCCAUCUCGUGUGACUCAACCCUUCAGAUAGCAUAUAGCUAGCGCAGGAGUCGAAGAGAGGUGGAGAGAGGGGGGAGGGGGGAAUUGGAGGGCUAGGAGAAGGCCAAAGCUAUACCCACAGAGAGGGUUCAUUGACGACACGGAAACAAUAUGUAUCAUGUAAGUUCUUGGCGUGAAGAUAUUCUAGGCAGCUAGGUGUGACCGGGCAACGAUGUCUGUCUACUAUGUCAAGGCUUUCGCAAAUGAGAUGAUGGUAGAUAUGGUUUGAGUUGAGGAGACCAACUUGAGCAUAACGAAAAGAAGAGAAGAACAGGAACGAUUCUAAUCACCUUUGUUUCGUUGUCCAUUAAAAAACACUUGUCUGGAUGUAGGGUGCUAUAGCAAACGUGC